CAACUGUUAAUAUUUAAGGUAUAUGUGACAACCGAGCGAUAAGAGUAAGCUUAAAUAGAAAUUGAACACUUAGUUAAUUGAAUAAUACAUAUAAAAUUUGUUUACUUUUUCCAUGUGAGUUUUAAAGAGGUAUAAAAUAUAUAUAAAUAAAUCCAAAUAAACAUUUGUAUAUAUCUUAUAUAUAUUCUUCGUUUGUUGAUUUUGAACUAAAGACAAGGCGCCCUUUAAAGCUAUCCUUUCUGUCAUUUUGCUUUCUGAGGAGUGUUGUUAGUGUCACAAUACAAGAAUUGAAGAGACAAAACAAAGAAAGGGAAAGGAAAACAUGGAUUAGAAGAAGAAGAAGAAGAAAAGAAAGAGAGAAAAAGUGAUUGAGCAAUAAUGGAAUUUCUGGGGCCUAGGAUUGGCUGAUUUCACUUUGUUUCAUCUUCUCACGUUUAAGACAUUGGAUUUUCAUAUUCAGGAUUGAGAUUUAAGAUGGAUUUUUCAGAUUCUACCAGAGUAGUAUUUUCUAGAAUUCGAGAAUUGGAGCCAGAACAUGUGACCAAGAUUAUUGGGUAUCUUCUGCUUCAAGACAAUGGGGAUCGUGAGAUGAUCCGGCUGGCUUUUGGCCCGGAUAACUUGAUACAGUCUUUGGUCAACAAAGCGAAAACAGAGCUGGGAUUGUCGAAGCCAUCGCCUAGUUCGCCUUCUCAGGCUAAUCAACAACCUGUUCUGGACCAUUCUUUGCACUUCAGUUCCUACACUCCUGCUUCAGCAAGGGUUGCUUUCCCUCCACCAACUCUCAUAACUCAGAGUCCUUAUUGGGAUCACCAACUGUCUGCGGAGCAUAAAUUAUUUCGUAAUGCUGAGCUGCAGCCACUGUAUCCUGACUCUGUGGCUGCUGAAGAUUUUCAUCUUCAAAACCAACUGCAGUUUUUAAGAUUGGAUGAUCCACUGGAAUCUGCUAGCUCUGUUAGUGCAGACCAAGUUAGCAGUUACUACUACACUGAGCCUACAUUGGGUUUGAGGCAGAGUCGAAGGUCUCCAAGCUUGCCUGAACUUCCUGUUAAGACUUGUCAUUAUUUCAACAAGGGGUUUUGUAAGCAUGGAAGCAACUGUAAGUACUAUCAUGGCCAACACUCGCCAGAUAGCUUUCUUCAUCAUCAUGUAUUCUCUGACUAUACCAAUGAUGACCAUGCUAUCUCUCCUGGCUCUCUUGAGAAGCUGGAGAUGGAGAUAACCGAGCUUCUGAGAUCGAGGCGGGGGUGCCCCGUAUCUAUUGCCUCUUUGCCAAUGAUGUAUUAUGAGAAAUAUGGGAGGUCACUUCAGGCUGAAGGAUACCUUACAGAAAGCCAAAGGCAUGGUAAGACAGGUUACAGUCUUACAAAACUCCUAGCUCGGUUGAAGAACAGUAUUCGACUCCUUGAUAGGCCUCAUGGUCAGCAUUCAGUCAUAUUGGCAGAAGAUGCUCCUAGAUAUCUAGAGCAUGGUGGUGACAAAAAUGAAUCUGGUGGAAUUGUUUCUGGUUCUCGACAGAUUUAUCUUACUUUUCCUGCUGAGAGUACCUUCACAGAGCAAGAUGUCUCUAAUUAUUUCUGCAAAUAUGGACCUGUUCAGGAUGUAAGGAUUCCAUGCCAACAGAAGAGAAUGUUUGGAUUUGUUACCUUUGUUUACCAGGAGACAGUCAAGGAAAUUCUAGGAAAGGGCAAUCCUCAUUUUGUCUGCGGUGCUCGUGUUUUGGUAAAACCUUACAGAGAGAAGUCAAGGCUUGUUGAUAGGAAAGAGAAAAUGUUAUGCUGCAAUAACUUUGUAGAUAGAGAGUCCGAUCUUCCAUUGUUGCCAAGGGUAUAUGAUGAUUCAAGCAUCUUUAGGAAACACUCAAUCUCAAUGGACAAUGAGCAAGCAUUCGAAGUUGAUAGGUGCUUCUCGGAGAUGAAUUAUGCAGCUAAGACCUUGUCUAACCAUUCUUUUUAUAGCUACCCAAUGGAUGAGUUGAAAAUUACAGAAGCCGGUGGUGGUGCAGAACAAGCUGAAUUUCCAUCUCUUGAUGGUUUUAGUUACUUUUUUGAUGCUUUAAACAACCCUACCAACAUUGAGGAAAAUAGACUUCAUAUUCGUACUAAUUAUAGUGAUCAUCAAGAUAGCCAGGGAGUAAAUCUUCCAGAGAGUCCAUUUGCACAGGCAAUAGGAAGCAGCAUAUCAACGGUUACUUAGAUACUCAAGACAGCCAUCAUGUUGUUAUGACUAAUUCAAGGGAUUAAUACAACAAGAGUUUCGUGUUUUAUUUUAUUUCCUUUUUCUUUUUAUUUUAGUUCUCACCUCAACAAUAUUACUACAAUUACUUAGGAGGUUAUACUGAGAGAAACACUAGAAGGAGAAGGAGAAACUUCAGUUGAUUACAAAUAAUUGGUAUAGAAAGUUGAUAUGUGACAAGGAAUGAUUCUAAAGAUCUAUCCAAAACUUGAAUUCUAAUAAAAUAGCAAUACAUAGUUUUAUUUCUA
Cannabis sativa is the source of this 2480-nucleotide messenger RNA. RefSeq names its product zinc finger CCCH domain-containing protein 18. Gene Ontology annotation, molecular function: metal ion binding; RNA binding. The record is from RefSeq and is a predicted model, not a curated record. Bases 475 to 2193 code for a protein of 572 amino acids. Lineage: Eukaryota; Viridiplantae; Streptophyta; Magnoliopsida; Rosales; Cannabaceae. The transcript is spliced from 8 exons.